CCGCCCCCUGGGGGCUUUCCUUCGCCAGCCAGCCCCAGGCCGACCUGCCCUCCGCAAAGCCGGGACUGCAGUCCUGCGUGCGGUGGGAGGCCCCGGGUGGUGAGUUCCUUACCUUGUUCGUUUUCCUACAUUAACAGGUCCCGCACCGAGGCCCCACCGGAUUAGUCUCUCGUGCAUCUUCAUAGGAAUGAAGAGGAGUGAUUUCUCGGUGGUGAAUACAGUUUCCCCGUCAUCACCAGCAGUGAAACGGCCCAGACCUGGCUUCUGCUCUUCCCUAGAGUGCAGUCACAUGUACGCUGUCCUCCAAGACUGGGGGAGUUUGCCUCACCAUGUGGUGUUACGAAUUUUUCAGUAUCUUCCUUUAAUAGAUCGGGCCCGAGCAUCUUCUGUGUGUAGGAGAUGGAAUGACGUGUUUCAUGUUCCUGACCUAUGGAGAAGGUUUGAAUUUGAACUGGACCAGUCGGCUACUUCGUACUUUAAGUCUACACAUCCAGAUCUCAUUCAGCAGAUCAUUAAAAAGCACGCUGCACAUCUUCAGUAUGUCAGCUUCAAGGUCCAUAGUGGUGCUGAGUCAGCAGAAACUGCCUGCAAUAUACUUUCUCAGCUGGUACAUUGUUCUGUCCGGACUUUGGGACUGAUUUCAACAGCCAAACCAAGUUUUAUGAAUGUGUCAAAGUCUCAUUUUGUGUCAGCUCUUACGGUUGUGUUCAUCAACUCAAAAUCAUUAUCAUCAAUCAAAAUUGAAGACACAUCAGUAGACGAUCCUUCCCUGAAGAUUCUCGUGGCCAAUAAUAGUGACACUCUGAGACUCCUAAAAAUGAGCAGCUGUCCUCAUGUCUCUUCUGAUGGAAUCCUUUGUGUGGCUGACCAUUGUCAAGGCCUUAGAGAACUGGCAUUGAAUUAUUACACCCUAAGCGAUGAACUCCUCCUGGCACUCUCAAGUGAGACUCAUGUUAAUCUUGAACAUCUUCGAAUUGAUGUUGUAAGCGAAAAUCCUGGGCAGACAGAAUUUCAUUCUAUUAAAAAACACAGUUGGGAUGCACUUAUUAAACACUCUCCAGGAGUUAAUGUUGUUAUAUACUUCUUUUUAUAUAAAGAAGAAUUUGAAUCAUUCUUUAAAGAGGAAACUCCUGUUACUCACCUUUAUUUUGGCCACUCAGUAAGCAAAACAGUUCUGGGACACAUAGGUAGGAACUGCCCACGACUGAUAGAGCUAGUGGUGUGUGCAAAUGGCCUUCAGCCUCUUGAUAAUGAACUUAUUUGUAUUGCUGAACGCUGCAAAAACUUGAUGGCCUUGGGCCUCAGCGAAUGUGAAGUUAGCUGCAGUGCGUUCCUUGAGUUUGUGAGACUCUGCGGGAGAAGGCUAACCCAGCUCUCCAUCAUGGAGGAAGUUCUGAUCCCUGAUGACAGAUACAGCCUAGAAGAAAUUCACACGGAAGUCUCUAAGUACCUGGGGAGGGUGUGGUUCCCUGAUGUGAUGCCUAUCUGGUAGCCAGCUGCCAACGAUUCUGCACGAUUAUUUUUUCCUCUGUAAGAUUAGCUGCUUUCUACCUAUGCAAAUGUAAAUUUUAAGAUUCCUUAUUUAGGAUGAAUAUUUUGUUAUUUGUGAAUUGUCUUAAUGGUUUGCAGCAGAAUAAUUUGAAAAAGUGUAAGAAAUUUGAACAGCCAGAAAUCUGUUAGUACAGCACAGAGUGUGUUAGAUUAGAUGGCUGAUAAACUAAAAUCUACAGAUGGUUUCUAGGUAGAUUCCUCUGCCUUCCUUAAAAGCGUAUUUUGGCUUACUAAAUAAAUUUAUAACAUUAAAGUUGGUCCCUUAAAUUAUAUGUUUUACUUUGUAAUUUCAUAUUGUUUUCAUUUUUUCUGGCUCAUCUUGGCAUUAAUAUAUUUUACAUAGUAUUAAAAAAUAAGAGUGCAAUCCAGAGACUUACUUAAUUGUAUUUAGAAAAUUUUUAGCACUCUAUAAGAUCACCUUUUAAAGUGACUUGUUGUUAGUGUGUUUGCAGUACAUAAUGAUAACACUUAACGUGGGAAGUUUGCACAUAACACAUCUUAAUUUUUCAUUUGUCCCCUCCCUUCCCAUCCUUCUGUGCUCUCUCUCUGUCUCUGUCUCUGUCUCUGUCUCUCUCUCUGUCUCUCUCUCUGUCUCUCUCUCUGUCUCUCUCUCUCUCUCUCUCUCUCUGCCCUAUCCACUGGCAAAAACUGUUUCCAUUUUUUCCUUCAAUUAUUUUUUUAUUCCUUUCUCUUCCUUUCCUCCCCGCUCCUUUUCUUAUUCUUCUUCUAAUUUGAAGAUCUCCCUCCUUCCUGUUAUCUGUCCUUUAUCUUGCUCUUCAUUUAUAGUUUGAGAUUUCUCAUGUAAGAGAAACUAAGCAGUAAACUUGAGAGUCUGACUGAACCAGCUUCUGAUUUCCAAAAUUCUACUUUGUAUCAAGUAUUUUUAUUAUGUAAUAGUUGGCAUUAGAUAAAAUUAAAUUCUAAUUCAUUUUAGAAAGCUACCAUGAAAGCAAAAAGAUACUGUGAUUGUUAAUUGAUUAAAUACCUGAAAUAAAAGGGUAAAUUUCAUAUGGUAUUUUGGGGAGGGAAUAAGCAUUUGUCAGCCUUAGAUAUGGAUGCAAGAAUAUGCCAGAUCCUUUGUGUAAGCCAUGUAAUUAUUUAAAGCUCUUUCCUGGCUUGUUGUCUUUGGAAGGAGGCUCUCUGCAAAACGACCUAGUCCGGCUUCUCGCUCCCUCCUGGCCUGAUUUUCUCCACUUGCUGCUCUUUGACUUGCAUUGUCUCAGUUCCGCAGACUGUCACACCCUCCAGUCAGCAAGCAUCUGCGCCUUCUCCCUGGCUUUCCCUUUCCAUCUGCAGCUUCUCAGUAUUAAUUCAUCACUGACGCCUCCUUUGAUACUUGGCCCGUCCCUGCUCCUCGGUCAGGUUCCUGUUGUGCAAGCAGUCAACACUGUGGUUGUCUUUUGCAGUAUUUACUGCUGUGUGACUGUAGGCACUUGUCUGAUUGUUAUCAGUGUAUUCCAUGGCAAUGUAAACUCCAUCAGUGCAAAAACCACUGUUGUUUUUUGCUGUUACAUCCCCAGCAUCUAAUGUGCUAGUUAUAUUGAACACAGUAGACAUUUUCCUUAACUAUUUUCUUUCAAACUUGUUCUCCUGCAUACUUUCCCUAGUGUCUUAAAUUUAUUUCUUAGAAAUCAACUAAACUAAAAAAGAAAUGUUUUUAUCUUACAAGUUUGAAUCUUUUUAAUAACAGCUUAAAUAUCUUCACCUGAUAAACUACCAGAAUGCAUUUUGACAUCCUUUCACUGUAUUCAGAGGCUGCUCUCAGGCCCAUUUUCCACACUGUGCCCGUCUCCCUGAUGAACCCCGUUGGGGCAGGCGCCUCUGACUCACCUUGGUGUCUCUUGCUCUCAGGACAGAGUGUUCUACACUAGUGAACGUGCAAUGCAUGGUAAUGGCAUCGAGUCUACUGAGCAAAAAAUACACCACCAGUUUCUGAAAGACUGAGUUACUGUCUUGCACAUUGCAUUAUUUGUGUCUUCUGAUUUCAGGAAAGUUUUCUAGCAUGAAACAGGAAACCUGAAAUCUGAUCAUGGUAAUGGAGUCACAGACAAGAGCUGGCUUAACUGAGAAGGAGUUGGGGAUCAAAGUAAUGGCACACAUAUUGCAGAGUUAAGGCUCUGGUGGUACCUGUAUUGCUUUAACAUAGAUAGCGGAGGAGACGCAGGAAGAUACUGUAAGAUACUUACCUGCACAGAAAGCUGAUAAAAUGGCCAGUGGUGCUUGCACUAGGAGGUAAAGGAUGCAAAACAGAGAGAAGGACUCCAGCGGAGCUGUCAAGGGAGAGCUUCUCCCUGUAGCCUAGUAGUGCAGAGACAAGGAGCCCAUUGGGCUCUUCACCCAGGACAAGCAGUUUGGCUUUCAAUUGUUUAAUAGUUGAACCCUAUGAAUUAAGCACUACAGUGAAUCUUAGAGCAAAACUCAGUGUAAUCUAAGUUCAUUAACUCAUGUUGAGGCCCUGAUUGGUCUUAUUACUGAGUGAUCUAUGAAAGGGCCAACUUUUUGUGUGUGUAUGAUAUUUUUAAAAUAGGACUCACAUUUGACUUUCUUUCUUUUUUUUUUUUUUUUUCUUUUGUACCAGGGAUUGAAUUUAGGACUUUGUGCUUGCCAGGCAGGUGCUUAUGCCGCUAAGCUAAAUCCCCAGCAUGUGUGUAUGAUUUUUAAAGACAGGGUCUUGCUGUGUAGUUUAGACUGCCUCCGAUCUUACUGUGUAGCCUAGCCUGGUCUCAAACUUGUGGCAAUCCUUUUGCCUCAGCCUCCCGAGUGCUGGGAUUAUAGGACAAACAUUUUUAAGAGAACCCAAAAUGAGAAAAUAUGGGGUGUUUUUAAUGUUUUACCUAAUAAAAAUAAUCUCCUCAUAACUGGAAGUGUAUGAAAAGUUACUCAGUACUGUUACUUCUCUGUCAUGUGAACUUUAUGGUAUUUCAACUAAAGUUGAAUAAUUCAACAUCCCAACCAGAAGAUAAGGAAGGAAGAAAACCCAUACUUACAUAAUACAGCAGAGGGCGCUGAACUCCAGGUCUCCUGUGAUCUACAGUCUGCCUUCCCCUUGAACAAAUAUGAAUGCUGAGCAGAAAGCAGUGCUCUUGCUGUACUUUGGGAAAGAUUAUAGGAAGACUAAGCUUAGAUUUCAUUGUUUAAAUGUUAGACCUCUUUCAAAGUUGUCUUUAAAGCCUCUGUGUCAUUUUCUCCUUUUUUGUGUCUUCAGUAGGAGCCCAGUCUUCAUCUGUUAAAAGGCAAUUUAAUUUCUAGAAAUAAUCUAAAGAUACUGGGGAUAGGCAUGAUGGCACACUCCUGUAAUCCCAGCACUCAGGCGGCUGAGACAGGAGGAUGGUUGCAAGUUUAAAACCAGCCUGGGCUACAAAGUGAGUUCAAGGCCAGCCUGAACUGCAUAGCGAGACCCUGUCUCAAAAAGAUAAAUAAAUAAAUAUAUUGGGGUACAAAGUAUAUAAAUAAGGAAGACUAUUACAUCAGAUGGUGCUGGAUAUAGUUUUUUUCCUAACCAAAAAUUAAGUUCUUAGCUUUCUAGCUUUACAUAUUAUGACACAGUGGUGAAUAAUCCAGCUAGAUAUGAGAGUGUUAAUUUUCUCACCUAUUUGAGAUUCAGCAUUAACUCUUCUUCCUGGCCACCUAUAUAGAAGUCCUGUUGCCUGUGUAACGUAUUAUUUGUAGCAGUUGUCAGUCAUAAAGUCACCCCCAACUGUAAAUCUACGCCAGUGACAGUAACUUAAAUCUCCCUCUAUUGGGGCUGGGGGUUUAGCUCAGCGGUGUAAGCACCUGCCUUGCAAGCAGGCAGUCGUGAGUUCAAUCCCUGGUACCGAUAAAAAGGAAAAAGACAAAAAAAAAAAAAUCUCCCUCUAUGAUUCUUCUGUAUCCAGCCCUGGGGUAACUAAUUGCAUCAUUUUCUUGCUUUCUGUUUAAUUUUACUACUUUUGUAUGUGUUCUUAGAAAUGUUUUGAUUUCAGUUGUUUGGACUUUAAUAAAAAGUGUUAGGCUUUA
Cavia porcellus (domestic guinea pig) is the source of this 5547-nucleotide messenger RNA. RefSeq names its product Putative F-box/LRR-repeat protein 21 (gene Fbxl21). The record is from RefSeq and is a predicted model, not a curated record. Gene Ontology annotation, molecular function: protein binding. NCBI's taxonomy places the organism in Eukaryota, Metazoa, Chordata, Mammalia, Rodentia, Caviidae. The transcript has 5 exons. Bases 188 to 1492 code for a protein of 434 amino acids.